AUGAGUAUCCCACUGACCACACUCACUGGCCCGUCAUCCUCAUCAGGAAUAUACCCAGCAUCAAUCUACGCUUCCUCUUUCGAUGAUGAGGAACUGGACUUGGGCGAUGAGGAAUUACCAUCCUACUUUGCCUCAUCGCCCCGUUACUCGACAUCGACGCUAAAAGGGGACACAAAGGGCGACGCCGCCAGUCUUACACCACGUCGCAGAUCAUCUACUGCUGUUCCAUCCUUCUUUACCCAGAUCGAUGAGGAUCUGGUCGCGUCUGUAGAAACGUCACGACACUCGUCUGUACGCAGUAACAGGAUUGUAUCUGAUGACGCCGCAAACAAGACUGGGAUUGUGAAGAGAUUCUUCAGGACGAGGGCAUAUGUUGUAGGAGUUGCAUCUCUGGCUAUCUUUUGUGAGGCUGCGUCGUUUUAUACGUUUAUACCCAUUCUUCCGUUCUACACCGCUGUGGACCAGUCAUCAACUUCUGUUUCUAUCUUGCUUACUGCUUACUCUGUUGGCAACAUCAUAAGCGCACCAUUCUUGGGCUGGCUAUCAGACAAAACAGGUUCUCGACGAGCUAUCAUGAUGUGUGGUCUCGUUGCUGCAGCAGCCGCUAUGGUCUGUCUUGCAUUCGUGGAUGCUUCAUAUGGUGUACUAUUCUUUGCUCGUUUCCUACAAGGAUUUUCAGCUGGCGCGUGCUGGACUCUAGCUCUAGCCAUGGUAUCUGACGUGUUUGGAGACGGAGAUGGCAAAGGGAAAGCCAUGGCUGUGGUCAAUGUGGCACAGAAUGUUGGCCAAAUAUCCGGUCCCCUUAUUGGCGGUCUCCUCUUCACCCAACAAGCCUGGUACCCGUCUCUAUUCUGUGGCAUCCUCAUAGCAAUCGACUUUGUAGCGUGGUACUUUGUACCAGAAACCGCAAACCUCAACAAUAACGCCAAACCAAAUAAUAACGCCUCGGCAUCUUCUAUAAUGUCUACAUCCAUGCUGAGCUGGAAGCAACUGCUCAACAACCGGGCACUACUCAGUUUACUAGUUGGAGCCUUCUUAUGGUCUGCUGUGGCAGCAUGGGAUGUAGGCUUCCCCAUCUUGUUGCGAGACCGAUAUGAACUAGAUACUGCUCGAAUAGGUGCUAUACUGCUGUGCGCUGAUGUGCCUGGAUUAGGCGCGGGUCCGUUGGCUGGAUUCUCGUAUGAUCGAUAUGGAUUUAGGCCGACGUCUCUGGUUGGAUUGGUUUUAAUGCUUGCUGCUUUUGCAAGUAUGGGUGCAGCUGCGUCUGCUCCUGGUGCGUGGGGGUUGGCUUUAGCCCUAUGCUUUUAUUCUGUGGCAAAAAACUUGGCGUUUUCGACUAUUAUUCCCGCCUUAGCAAGUGUCGUGCCUCCAAGUGGUGUAGGCCGAGUAUACGGAAUCUUUAACGUCGUGUACGGAAUAGGUCUAUCGAUUGCUCCCAUCGUCGCUGGAUCCAUCUUUGAGAAGUUUGGAUGGGUGCCUGAAAUGGGGUUUUUGUCUGCUCUCGUUGUAGUGUUAGGAACUGUUACGCUGAUUGGUGUCGGGAAGAGUCUUAAUAAGAGGAGCUACUUUACUAAUGCAUAA
Messenger RNA from Synchytrium microbalum, 1581 nucleotides. RefSeq lists its product as uncharacterized. The transcript is spliced from 5 exons. Gene Ontology annotation, biological process: transmembrane transport. Bases 1 to 1581 code for a protein of 526 amino acids. Gene Ontology annotation, molecular function: transmembrane transporter activity. Lineage: Eukaryota; Fungi; Chytridiomycota; Chytridiomycetes; Synchytriales; Synchytriaceae. The record is from RefSeq and is a predicted model, not a curated record.